Lytechinus variegatus (green sea urchin) is the source of this 4485-nucleotide messenger RNA. Its product is annotated as vinculin-like. The coding region runs from base 215 to 3325 and encodes 1036 amino acids. NCBI's taxonomy places the organism in Eukaryota, Metazoa, Echinodermata, Echinoidea, Temnopleuroida, Toxopneustidae. Gene Ontology annotation, cellular component: actin cytoskeleton. Gene Ontology annotation, biological process: cell adhesion. The record is from RefSeq and is a predicted model, not a curated record. The transcript is spliced from 22 exons. Gene Ontology annotation, molecular function: actin filament binding; structural molecule activity.
GGGGUGAGGAAAUCGCUCGCCUAUCGAUUGAGGGGUGCGCCGUUCGUAGCUCGUAAGUUGCGCUCACAAAAUCGGGGAUCCCGGGAAGGAAUACUUUAAACAAAAUCGUCUGGUCAUCGCGUUGUUUUUCUGGUUGGAAUAUUCAGAAUUUCAGGACCCUCCUCUAAAUUGAAGGAAUAUUUUCUCCUGUUUUUGAGUGUUCGAGGGAUAAGCCAUGCCGGUUUUUCACACGAAAACGAUCGAAGCAAUUUUGGAUCCUGUCGCCCAGCAGGUUUCUCAAUUGGUUAUCCUCCAUGAAGAAGCCCAGGAUGGAAACGCCAUGCCUGACCUAUCAAAUCCUGUCAUGGCGGUCAGUGCUGCUGUCCAGAACCUGGUCAAGGUUGGGAAGGACACUGCCAACAGCACAGACGACAAGAUCUUGAAACAAGAGAUGCCUCCCGCCUUCACAGGUGUAGAAGAAUCGUCCAACAAGCUGGCUGAAGCGGCCAUGGAACUCAAACGAGAUCCGUACUCCUCACCGGCCAGGAAAAAACUGAUUGACGGUGCAAGAGGUAUUCUGAGUGGAACUUCUGAUCUCCUUCUCUGCUUCGACCAGUCUGAGGUCCGCAAGAUUGUCCGGGUGGCAAAGGGUGUCCUGGAAUACCUGGCUGUCUCUGAAGUGGUUGAAUGUCUGGAAGAUCUGGUGACAUUUGUCAAGAACUUGUCUCCCGGGAUGGCCAACAUGGCCAACAAAGUUACCUCAAGAAGCAAGGAACUGACCCAUACUGCCCAUGCCAAUGGACUGAUCAACCACACCGAGAACCUCAAGAGGACCACACCGGUCCUGGUGUCCUCUAUGAAGAUCUUUGUCACUGUACUCAAGAAAGGAGGAGCAGGACGGGAUGAGGCUCAGCAGAACCGCAACUACAUUAUUGGAUGCAUGUCCCACGAUGUCAACGAGAUUAUCCGCAUCCUCCAGCUCACCUCUGCCGAUGACGAUGAACUGUCCCUGGAUGAUCUUGCAAUCAUGAAGAAAUCCUUGUUGAAUAUCACCAACCAGAUGACCAUGGCUCAAACUUGGUUGGCCAAUCCCAACGGUGAACCUGGUGGCUUAGGUGAGAAAGCAGUGCGAGAUAUCCUGAGGGAUGCCAGGAGGGUAGCAGACCGCCUUGAGGGACCCCAAAGGGAACGUCUCCUUGCAGCAAUAAAUGAAAUUGAGGCAAUGAUGAAUGAACUUUGUGACUUGAGGGCCAAGGGACAAGGUAAUUCCCCUCGUGCUCUGCAGCUUUCGAAGCAGAUCGGGGAGAGACUGGAGAACCUUCAUCGGAUGGUGGAUGGUUCGGUCAAGGAAGCCAUUAGGAGUGGGGUGACAAGGACUGCUUACACCCUUGCGGGUAAAGUGGAGCAGGCCCAGAAGUGGCUUAGGAACCCUGCCCAAGACGACAAAGGAGUGGGACGCAAAGCCAUUGCUGGUAUCGUUGCCCAGGGAAGGAAGGUGGCUCAGAACCUGACAGGCCCGGAACGAUCAGAACUCCUGAGGCUCUGUGAUGAAGUCGAAGGCCUCUCUCAACAAAUAACGGAUCUUGUAAACCGGGGACAGGGGAAUUCCCCAGCAUGUUUGGAAGCUGCAAGGAGACUUGCUGAGAAACUACCCGUUUUGCAAAAGGCCAUAGAGAAUGCAUUAGUGAGGGAGGUGGCCGAUGUUUUCAUGGACACCACAACACCACUCAAGGAGUUAGAAAGAGCAGCUAAGGCUCCUAUUAAUGUGCCUGACAGGCAACAAACCUACACCUCAAAGGCAACAAUCUUCUUGAGGCAUGCCAACAAGUUGUCGGACACUGCCAAGCUCGUGGCUGAGGCAGGGGCCAGCAACGACAGGCCGCUGGUUGUAGAACUCAACACCAAAGCACAGGAAGUGAAGGAUCUUGCCCCGCAGGUGGUGGCCGCUGGGAAGGUUCUUCUGCUCAACCCGGAUGAACCGAAUGCAGUUGCCCACUUUGAUGAGUUGAAGAAGGAAUAUGUUGGAAAAGUCGAGGCUCUGACCGACUUGGUAGACCAGGCUGUUGAUACUGUGGAAUUCGUCAAAGCAUCUGAGGAAGCGAUCAAAGCAGAGAGUGAAGAUGUAGAUAGGGCCAUCAAGCAGAACAACGCCCCUGUCAUCGCGGAGAAGGCAUCCAACAUCGCUAGGCGUGCCCAGCGGGUCGCCGUGGUCGCCUCCAAAGAGGCCGCCAAUUCUGAGGACCCCAAGUUCGUCCAUGAUGUCAGCCAGGCAGCCAAUCAGCUUUCAGCAGAUAUACCAGCUUCUGUGAUAGCAGCUAAGACAGUUUCCCAAAACCCCAAUGACCGGAAUGGACAAGACCAUUGGUAUUCAGCAAAUAAACAGUUGAGGAAGUCUAUUGCAGCUGUGCGAAUCCCUCUCACCGUCGAAAUUCCUCUGGAGCAGUCCCUCCCUCCGCCACCGCCUCUCCCCCCCAUGGGAGCGAUGGAACAUUCUGCAGUGCCACAGAUACAAGACGACUUGGACGCCGUGCUGAAAACGUUCCCAAAUUACCCUAGCACGCCAUCGGUAGAGACUCCUACUUAUGCCCCGCCCCCUGUGAGAUCGGCUCCGCCCAUCACGUCUCCCAAGCCAAGACAGGUGCAAUCAGAUGUAGGAGAUGUACGCAAGGCGCUUACAGUCAACCAGGAGCCAGCUAUUCCACCACCACCUGAUAUGAGCAAACUCCAGCUUGAAGAGGCUGCCCCACCCAGGCCACCCCUCCCUGGUGAUGUACCCCCACCCCGCCCACCACCCCCUGAAGAUCAGUCUCUGCCGGUCCCAGAGCAAGGAUCUCACCAACCCAUUAUGCAAGCUGCAUAUGACCUUCAUGUUGAAACAGCACAGUGGUCCAGUAAGGACAAUGAUCUCAUUGCAGCAGCUAAACGAAUGGCACAACUAAUGGCUGCCAUGAGCAAACAUGUCAGUGGAGAGGGUGGUAAUAAGAAGGACCUGAUAGACACCGCUAAGGAGAUCGUCAAGGUCGCUGCCUUGGUGACCCGCCUGACCCGCGAGAUAGCCAACCAGUGCACCGAUAUCCGUAUGCGAGUGAACCUUCUUCAAGUCUGUGAGCGGAUCCCUACCAUCAGUACUCAGCUCAAGAUCUUAUCAACAGUCAAGGCUGUCAUGCUCGGAUCACAAGAAUCGGAGGAGGACAUGGAAGCCACAGAGAUGCUGGUCGGCAAUGCCCAAAACCUGAUGAAAGCCGUCAAGGAAACGGUCAGAGCUGCCAAAGCCGCCUCCAUCAAGAUCAGAACGGAUGCAGGCUACAAGAUGAGAUGGGUCCGCCAAAGACCUUGGUACCAGUAGGUCCACCCAAGAAGAUGCCACUGCUUUGAUGUUCUGUAAGGCACUUAUGCCGACCCUUCAGAAAUUGAAUUCGCCCAAGUCGAAGCCAUAUUCAUUUUAAUUGCGUCUCCUUAGUAAAAUUUCUCGGAAGAUAAGAUGGGUUCGUCAAGGGCCUUGGUACCAGUAGGUCAAUCCAAGAAGAUGUCACUGCUUUGAUGUUCUGUAAGGCACUUAUGCCGACCUUUCAGAAAUUGAAUUCGCCCAAGUCGAAGCCAUAUUCCUUUUAAUUGCGUCUCCUUAGUAAAAUUUCUCGGAAGAUAAGAUGGGUUCGUCAACGUCCUUGGUACCAGUAGGUCAAUCCAAGAAGAUGUCACUGCUUUGAUGUUCUGUAAGGCACUUAUGCCGACAUUUCAGAAAUUGAAUUCGCCCAAGUCGAAGCCAUAUUCCUUUUAAUUGCGUCUCCUUAGUAAAAUUUCUCCGAAGAUGGGUUUGUCAACGAUUUUGGUACCAGUAGGUUCAUCCAAGAAGAUGCCACUGCUUUAAUGUUCUGAAAGAUACCGUAUGUUGACAUUUCCUUAAUUGAUUAUGCCCAAGUCCAAGCUUUUUUUCAGACCAGAAUAUAUAGAAUCUUGUGUGAUAUCCCACUCCUAAGUCAGAGUUCCUGGAAGAUGAGAUGGGUUCGCCAAACACCUUGAUACCGGUAUGUUCUUCCAAGAAAAUGCCACUGCUUGUGCUGUAAGGCACCAUAGGUCCAUGUACCUUGCCAAAAGUCCAUGCCAUGUCUUUUAUCAGGCAUCCUGCUCUGAAGGAAGAAUGCAUCUUUUCAGAGUGGCUUUCUUUCAUUCUCCAUUGUGUUUUCUAUGAUAAAGUGUGAGAAUUGGUAAUGAAAGCGUGCCCGCAGGACUCCCGCGCAAAAGACCCGGCUCCGACUUUUUACAAGGUACGUUAAUGUUCUGUAAGGCAUCUUGCAUCUAUCUACCUUCCAUAGAUUGAAUCUGCCAAAGUCGAAGCCAUUUUCAGACCUGCUUAUGUAAAAUCUUGUGAGAUAUCCCACUCCUAAGUCAUAUUCCCCGGAGGAUGAGAUGGUAAGAAGAUGUUCAAAGACCUGGGGAGCGUUUCAUGAAAGAACUUGUCGGAUGUUUUAACCGACAAGUCCCAUUUUUUUUCCGACAGUUGCAAUA